GUGGCGGAGGAAGAGGACCUGCUGCUCCUCUCUGCUCCCACGACCUAGUGUUAGUGUGUGUUAAUGGUCGCCGUACUCGCGUGUGCUAGGUACUCCACUACACCUGCCCUUCAGUCUCCUCAAUCAACGGAGGCAACCAUAUCGCAGAGACGAACCCAGGCUUACCAACACAAGGGGUAACUCCAGGCUUACCAACACAAGGGGCGACUCUAGGCCUACCAACACAAGGGGCGACUCUAGGCCUACCAACACAAGGGGCGACUCUAGGCCUACCAACACAAGGGGUGAUUACAGGCCUACCAACCCUUACAUCAGUUGUGCAGUAGAAUGUAUAAGAGAAGACAGACUCCCAGCGGUACCAACCGUAAUGUAAAUACUGAAAGGCCCCACAACCUUGAAGGUCCCCAGGCAUACCAACCUUAAGGAAGAGUUCUAGACUUACCAAGGAAAUAAGCAGACUCAGGACUACCAAUCACAGGGAGAGAUUGAAGGAUCAGGCCUACCAAUACCAGAUAUAUUAAUAAAUUCCCAGACUACCAAUAUUAAUGUCUAGAAAAUCAUCAGUUUCGUCCACUAUCAAAUGAAAAUACCUAAAAUAAUAGUGAAUAAAAAUAACUUACAUAGAGAUAAAAGAUAUUAACAAACUGAGUUGAAAAUCUCCGGUAAAGAAAGAAAACGUAAACAAACAGAGCUACAACAGAAAACGGGAUACACACCCCACUGAGGAGACACGACUGGACGGACACUGGGCAGACUGAGCAUCACUCCCUGUUAAUACCACAUAAUAAUAAAAAUCUUCUUGUGAUUAAAUAUUGAUAACAAGUGUAAUGUAAACAACUGUAAUUAGUGACGUAAGCUUAUGAGCGAUAUUAGAAAUUACUGAAAGGAAGUUUGACCUAAAUUAGACAUGAUAAAUAAAAUGAAGUCAAAAACAGCACUUGAAAGUUAACAUGAAACUAAGAUAUUCUUGUGAUUGUGGGCGUGUGUGUGGUGGUGAGGGAAGUAGAAGAGAGAUUGUGAUGAGGCGUAGUGGUGUGCAGUGGGCGUGGAGGGUGAUAAAGACUGUAAUGAUGAUGAUGGUGAUAAUGGUGUUUGGCCCGUGUGUGUCAUCAGCCUUGGCCAGGAAGGAAAGUACCAGUCCACUCAAGUACCAGAUUCACAGCAAGUGUCCCAUGGCGUUUCAUGAGGUCGGUGGCAGCUGUUACUUCUACGGCUAUUUUCCUCUCAACUGGUUCCGUGCGGCUGAGUUCUGUCACUCCUUCGGCAGCGGCGUGUCCUUGGCCACCAUAGAAACGCUGCAGGAGAACUAUUUCAUCAAGAAGUGGCUGGCUGUCAAUGGUCAUCACAACACCGGCGUUUGGGUUGGAGGCUCCGACAACGGCCAUAGUGGAAAGUGGGCGUGGUUCCCUACAGGUCAGCUGGUGUCGUACAGUAACUGGGGCCCAUCUCAGCCUAGCGGGGGAGACCAGCACUGCAUGUACCUGGUGGGCGGGCUCCUCGGGUACCAGUGGGCAGACUUCCAUUGUGAGUUCGACAUGCACUUCCUCUGUGAACACGGGGUCAAUACAGUCGAGCCCUGGCGGUAACCCUGGGCGGUGAACCUUGACCCUUAGAGUUGGAUGGUUUGCUGUGUGAGUCGGAUGGAUGGUGUUCACUCCGUCGUGUUCUGUCGGAUGGAUGGUGUUUUCUCCGUCGUGUUGUCGGAUGGGUGGUGUUUACUCCGUCGUGUUCUGUCGGAUGGAUGGUAUUUCAGACGAACGAUUCGCCAUACAAACUUGGACGAUUUUAAUCAACUGACAGUCUCUUGCAUAUCUCGGGGACCAGGCGGGGUGACAGUACUCCAGACGGGGUGACAGUACUUCAAAUCAGGGAAGCACCUCACUUUUGAAGAGCAAUAUUGGGAACGGACCGUCUAGGUAUCUGAACGACUUUCUUAUAAGACUCACAAGUUU
This is a messenger RNA of Homarus americanus (American lobster), 1952 nucleotides long. RefSeq names its product perlucin-like. Lineage: Eukaryota; Metazoa; Arthropoda; Malacostraca; Decapoda; Nephropidae. The record is from RefSeq and is a predicted model, not a curated record. Gene Ontology annotation, biological process: biological process involved in interspecies interaction between organisms. Gene Ontology annotation, molecular function: carbohydrate binding. Gene Ontology annotation, cellular component: external side of plasma membrane.